This is a messenger RNA of Peniophora sp. CBMAI 1063, 2043 nucleotides long. NCBI's taxonomy places the organism in Eukaryota, Fungi, Basidiomycota, Agaricomycetes, Russulales, Peniophoraceae. The record is from the annotation of a GenBank genome assembly.
AUGGCGCUUAACGUCUUCGGACGGUUGUCUCGCUUUCUCAGGGCGACCAUCAUUCCCGCCGGUUUGGUCUUCUCGUUCUCUAUACUUCUUACGUUUCUCUUCAUUCUCUACAAACCCGGAUUCGGUCCUGGAGGGAUUCAACGCGUUGGAUGGCAGUCGUGGGAGCCUAUCUUUGAGUCAAGCGCUCUAUCUACCGGCAGUAGUGCCGGCGCCGGGUCUGUCGACGAGACCAUCGGGGACGACUGGGACGUAGACUGGUGGAACGUGACGAGACCUGGAGACGCCGCGGACACUGCAAGUCUUCCUUUAGAUGUCUGGUCUCCUCUAUUACAGCAUGAUACUGGUCUGUCCGAGAUAUCCAUUGAACGAUGCAUGUGGUCUUCCAGCAUGAUAGACCUUUGUUCGCCCCAUUCAUCCGAAGACGACGACGCAGUGAAGGGGAAAUGGGUCAGAGUCGACCGCGAUCUGAACUUACAGGCUGGCAUGUGGCACCUAUUUAUAUACUACCGUCGCACGCGUCGCGUCGACGUUCCACUCAUUACCAACCUCGCGUUGCUUCCUGCGAAUUCGCCCGAGCCAAAGCCUUCUUCAAGCGCGCAUACCUGGAAGAGAGUCGACCGCUCAGUGCGCGAUGGCGUCAUGCGUGCACCCUCUCUCUUCUUAUGGUACGAAGUCGGGCCGACUUUACGGGAUGUCGGUGCAGAUGGCAAGGCAAACCUCAUCACCGAGUUAGACCUCCUCUACGGUGACGGUCCGGCGUGGUACGGGUUCGAUAAGCUGGAUAGCGCGCCGACCAUGGAGGCGUCAUCUGGUCCUGGCCGUUCAAACGUAUGGCUUACCUACCGUCGCGGGGUUCAGCCUGCGCCGAAAGCAGGACCGCUUCACAUGACGCGCGAUGGUCGCUUCAAGAUCAUGCAAGUUGCCGACUUACACUUCUCCAUCUCAAGUGGCGCCUGCCGCGAUCCUUCGGAGCCAUGUCCCGGCGGCGCCUACAACUACACGUCUUCGCUUCUCGGGCGUACUCUUGACGAGGAAAAGCCUGACCUCGUCGUGUUCACUGGUGACCAGCUGAACGGCCAAGGAACUGUGCUUGACGCGAAGUCGGUGCUAGCCAAGUUCGCGCGCGAAGUGGCGAGUCGCCAGGUUCCGUGGACUGUCGUCUUUGGCAACCACGAUGACGAGGACGCGAGGGAGACGGGGUGGCGGAGUGAUCAGGUCAAGUUGAUGCAGGGCCUUCCGUACUCGCUAGUGCAAGCUGGGCCGGCAGACAUACACGGCGUUGGAAACUAUGUGCUCAAAGUGCUUAGCGCCGAUGCGAGUCGCACCCAAGUCCUCACCCUUUACUUCCUCGAUUCUGGCUCAUAUGCAAAGGGCAUAACGGACUGGUUCGGCUUCUGGUCUCCAACCGAGUACGACUGGAUCCACCAAGACCAGAUCAACUGGUUCCUUCAAGAAUCGGCUGCGAUCUCACCGAUCGAGCGCCCCUUCGUCCCGGACGGCUCAAAGGACCUUGGCGGCGUCUGGGCCGAACCCCGCGACGCGUCCCCCUCCCCGCAGCAAGUCGCCCCCUCCCAGCGCAAGCUCGCCAAACCGAAUGGCUUGAUGUUCUUCCACAUCCCUCUACCCGAGGCGUAUGAUAAAGCGGACGUAGAUCCGGCCAGCGGGCGCCCGCUCGACGUUGGCGUAUCUGGGCUCGAGGGCAAGGGAUCCGCGAGCAAGAACGACGGGUUGCUCAAGAAGGGCCUGCUUGCUGCGACGGAAAGCGACCAUCGUGGUGCAGGGUCUGCGCCUGAGGUGAAGGUCGUUGGUAAUGGGCAUUGCCACAUUACGGAGAACUGCAGGAGGAUAUCUGGAGUCUGGAUGUGCUUCGGUGGUGGCGGAUCAUACGAAGGCUACGGCAAAGUCGGAUUCGACCGCCGUUUCCGCAUAUACGACAUCUCAGAUUACGGCGAGACCAUCCGCACGUACAAGGUUCUGGAGUCUGGAGAGCGGAUCGACGAGAUGGUUCUUGCGGGCAAAGGCGCGCCUGCGUACGACUGGUAG